UCGCCAACCAACGUGCCCACCGCUGGGCUGAUUAGCAUGUCCGUCAAUCCAGCCUGGCUCCACCUUUCUGGUGUUCAAAGCGGCCACAUUUGUUGCCUUGCCGUCCGCGUCCCUCAGUCGCGCCUCUUCUGCCUCGAGGUCUUGUCGACAUCCGAUCCCGCUCGGCCGGAAGACAGCUCCUGUCUGGCGCGCUUGGCCAGUGAACCGCAAUCUUCUUCCUUUGUUGAGCAUUCUUAUUCACCCCAUGGAGGCAAUAUUCUAUCAUCCCGUGGUUAA
Protopolystoma xenopodis is the source of this 276-nucleotide messenger RNA. The record is from the annotation of a GenBank genome assembly. Lineage: Eukaryota; Metazoa; Platyhelminthes; Monogenea; Polystomatidea; Polystomatidae.